CACUUGAUUAUCGUCUUUCGCCACAAAACCAAUUUCCCGCUGCAAUUUGUGAUUCCAUCGCUGCGUAUCUAUAUCUUACAAACCCUGGUCCAAAUGCUGGAUUUGAACCGAUUAACCCUAAAAGAAUUGUAUUGGCUGGCGAGAGUGCGGGUGGCAAUUUGGUUUUUGCCACACUCUUAUGUUUAAGAGAUGCCGGAUUACCUUUACCAGCGGGCGCAAUCGCAUUGGUUGAAUUAACUCAAAGUAUGCCAUCCAAAUGGGAUUCCGAAUUAGAUAAAGUAGAUUAUAUACCUGCAGCACUAGACUAUUUUGCAAACCUUCCUUCAUCUCCUGUCAUGGAAGAAUUUCUUGUCAAUGCAAAAGCUCUAGCUGAUAAAAUGGUUCUAAAAAACCCUAAAAUUGUUAGUCAUCCUUCUUUUACUGAAAUACCUCGUUUUAAUCUUUAUUGUCCUAAUGAAGCGUUGGCAAUUCCUUAUGUUAGUCCUAUGCUUGCUGAGUCUUUAGGGAAUUUACCGCCUAUCCUAUGUCAAGUUGGAGGUGGUGAAAGAUUUCUUGAUGAAGCUAUUCUAAUUUCUCAUAAAGCAGCGAGUCCUCAUGAAUAUCUAUUGCCUUCAUAUGCAACUAAAAACUUUGAAAAAUCACAUUUUAAGAAACCUACUAAAGUUAUACUUGAAGUCUAUGAUGAUAUGCCUCAUGCUUGGCAUCUGUACACUUUUCCUAAGCCUACACAAGUAGCAAUUGAACGUUGUCAAGAUUUUAUAAAACGUGUUACUUCUACUGAUGACAAUAAUAUUUCCAUGAUCGAUCUUAUUAAAGAAGAUGUAGUAUCCCCUUCUAUCUCUGUUUCUCCCUCAUUUAUUGCAAUGAGAGUUGGUACAGAUGGUACGAUCAGAGAAUUGAAUGAAACUGAUCGAGAUUGUCUAAAAUGGGAUAAAAUUGGCAUAGUGCCUAAGCCUAAACAUUGA
Messenger RNA from Racocetra persica, 965 nucleotides. The record is from the annotation of a GenBank genome assembly. Lineage: Eukaryota; Fungi; Glomeromycota; Glomeromycetes; Diversisporales; Gigasporaceae.